AUCUCAUCUUUGAAUUUGUGGAGUCUGGUCGGUCUUCUUCUCAGUUCUCACACUCGCAAAUUACUGUAGAAGUUAAAGUCUCUCAUAGUUUCCGAGGGAGCCAUGGCAAUGACGACGACCACUGCAAUAGCUUCGCCGUCCCGCCGCCUGCUUAUCGACUCUCGACAUAGUACCGCUAGCACUAUCCCCAAAAAUGUGGCAAUUUACCCAGCAACAGCAGUUACAAAUCAGGGGUUAUUGAAGCACUGUAUAUUCUCGCAAGGAUGCCUGAGAUCUCUGGUGAAACCAGUAUCGGCUGCUAGUUCAGGGCUAGAGGCAGAUUUGGCUGAUGAUGAACGCGUUAAAAAUGCAAAGAUAGUUGUUGAAUCCGAAGAAGCUGAGAAGAUACAAGUCAGAGUAGAUGUGAAUGAGGAAGAAACAAAAAUAGUUUUCGAAAAAGUUUUGACAAAUUUAGCAAAAUCAGCGCAACCUAUUCCAGGCUUCCGCAGGGAAAAAGGAGGGAAAACAUCUAAGGUUCCUAGGGAGUUUCUACCGCAGAUACUUGGUGAAGAUCUAGUUACCAGUUCCGUAAUACGAGAAAUUAUUAACUCAACUCUUGCUGAUUAUGUGAAGAAGGAGAAUUUGGCUGUGAAGGAUAACAAGAUUAGCAUCAGACAAACUGAGGAUGAACUCAUGUCAUCAUUUGCUCCGGGAACUGAAUUCGGAUUCAAUGCCAUCUUAGAGCUUGAAAAAGCAAAAACUGAAGCCACCACAUAAACACACAGAAGAAGAAGAUGUGAAGCUUUUCUCACUGUUUAAUCUCUUAGAACGACUUGUUAGAAUAGAAUCAGUAGUUUCUGAGGCCAACAGAUUGAAGGAUACUAAAAUCUAUCACUGUUUUUUUUGUUGUUGUUGUUGAAUGCUCUUUAUAAUGGCUCUGUUAAUGCUUAGAAAGAAUUUACAAUGCACUAGGAACAAUGAUCUUUGUAGUUGGUAGGUAAGUGAGAUAAUUGUGUUAUUAGUAAUUUUUAUUGAAAAUAUU
Molecule: messenger RNA, 1021 nt
Organism: Solanum dulcamara
Lineage: Eukaryota; Viridiplantae; Streptophyta; Magnoliopsida; Solanales; Solanaceae
Exons: 1
Coding region: 103-756 (217 amino acids)
Biological process (GO): protein unfolding; protein transport; 'de novo' cotranslational protein folding
Molecular function (GO): peptidyl-prolyl cis-trans isomerase activity; protein folding chaperone; ribosome binding
Source: RefSeq, a predicted model, not a curated record